GGGCAUAAGAUAGGUACGUAGGUAUUUAUAUAGUGGAAGAUAGAGAUCUACUAAGGCUGAGAGUUCCGAAAAUAUAUUCAACCACAUGCUAGUAGAACCAGGAUCCAGGGACGGUGAGACCACUCUAAUUUGCCAACUCGCAUCUGGCCACGCAGUUAUCUUUGGAAAUGCCGGGCGAACUGUGUGCACUAUCUCAAGUUAUUUACAACACAGGUUUACAUACCCUAGAUAAGCCAGAAAUCGACGAGCCAUGAUUUGAAAUCUUCGAGAAUUUCGCCGUUGGGGGGGACUGAAUGGAGUUCUUAUUCGUCGAAACGACGUCCUAUCUACCGCAGGCUAAAUCUAUUAAUAUACAAGUAAAUUGAUAUUAACCGACCGAAAAUGGCGUCCAGCGGCAUAUAGGAGAAGGGGUGGUAGCAGAACCAUGUAUUUAGGAGCUGAGACCCAGGUUAUCGCACAGGCUCCCCUGGCAUUCCCACUACAAGCCUUCGAUUCUCGCUGACGGUAUCAAUCAUCUCGCCCAAGAUGCAGUGGAAAGCUCUCACCCUCGCCCUCCUCGUGGAGCGUGGCUUCGGCCAAGGGAUGUUCCCGAUGAUGCGGUUCAGCUGCUCGCAGCUCGUCGUCGAUCGUCUCGACCCCCUAGUCACACCCGGCUCCAUCCCGUCGCCGCACUUGCACCAGAUCGUCGGCGGCAACUCCUUCAACGCGUCCAUGGACCCCGCGACGCACGACCUCCCUUCCUCCUCUACCUGCACCAGCUGCACCUUCUCCGAAGACUUCUCCAACUACUGGACCGCCGUCCUGUUCUUCAGAGCCCGCAACGGGACGUACAAGCGCGUGCCCCAGUUCGCGAGCGAGGGUCUCCGAGCCGACGGCGGCAUCACGGUGUACUACAUCCCCGCGGCCGAGGGCCAGGGCAACGUGACCGCCUUCACGCCCGGCUUCCGCAUGCUCGUCGGAGACGCCGCCGCGACGGCGCCGGGUACCGCGCGCAAGGUGUGCCACCGCUGCAUGCCGAAGACGGGAGACAACAGCAACAUCAACUGCGGCCCUCCGGACAGCCAGGCCCUGCCCGCGGGCCCGUGCGAGGGCGGUAUUCGCUCCGUCAUCACCUUCCCUACCUGCUGGGACGGCGUGAACACGGAUAGUCCGGACCACAUGGCCCAUGUCGCUUAUCCCGAAGGGUCAUCUGAGAACGAUGUUGGCGCGGCCGGGACCUGCCCGGAGAGCCACCCGGUGAAGAUACCGCAGGUCAUGCUCGAGGUUAUGUGGGACACUCGGCCUUUCAACGACGAGAGCUUAUGGCCCGAAGACGGUUCGCAGCCUUUCGUCUGGUCUACUGGUGACAAGGACGGAUUCUCGCAGCAUGGAGACUACGUCUUCGGCUGGGAAGGCGACUCUCUUCAACGCGCCAUAGACGCCCGCUGCAACGGUGCGGUUUGUAACGUGCUCAAGACUCAGUCGUCAGAGGCGGCGAUGAAGUGCACCAAGUCGCGGGUUGUUGAGGAGGACAUCGAUGGAUGGACAACUUCAAUUCCAGGCCAAGCCAUGUAAGGUAGAUCGGGGUUGGCGGGAUUUUGGAUUUGGAUAGCUAGAAGCGCGCAGUAUUAGAUUGAAUUGUUAGUAAUAAACAUUCCAAUUAAGAUGUUGACUUUGUAUAAGUGUUCCUUACCAGCCUAAUCGCUUGGAAUUUCAUCGUGUUUAUGUGAAAUAGUGGGUAUGCAUUCGCUAAAGGGGGGGGUCGUCAGUGGCUUCAGCGGGCUGUCUAUUCCGUAAUUGGAGGUCUCAUGUUACCUAGUGUAAGCCGGGGUGUAGAAAGCUAAAAUUCUAGGGGAUCAAAGCCGUCUAUCUAAAUGGAUGUGUUUUCUCCAUACUCCCGGAUA
Messenger RNA from Annulohypoxylon truncatum, 1883 nucleotides. RefSeq lists its product as uncharacterized. The transcript is spliced from 4 exons. Bases 526 to 1554 code for a protein of 342 amino acids. NCBI's taxonomy places the organism in Eukaryota, Fungi, Ascomycota, Sordariomycetes, Xylariales, Hypoxylaceae. The record is from RefSeq and is a predicted model, not a curated record.